Messenger RNA from Carassius carassius (crucian carp), 2854 nucleotides. RefSeq names its product frizzled-5-like. Gene Ontology annotation, biological process: non-canonical Wnt signaling pathway; canonical Wnt signaling pathway. Gene Ontology annotation, cellular component: plasma membrane. NCBI's taxonomy places the organism in Eukaryota, Metazoa, Chordata, Actinopteri, Cypriniformes, Cyprinidae. Bases 822 to 2600 code for a protein of 592 amino acids. The record is from RefSeq and is a predicted model, not a curated record. The transcript has 2 exons. Gene Ontology annotation, molecular function: Wnt-protein binding; Wnt receptor activity.
UAUUUUCACUCCACUGAACCUCUACGGAGUAAUUACUGGCUCCGCAGCCAACAGAGGGAACACACGCUCUGCUACACAGAAACAAAAUACGGUUUCGACAAACUAGUAGAAGAGUUUGGCGUGGAAUUGUGCAGUUUAAACCUGGUAAAGUGCGUGAAAGGACUCUAAUGGACUGCUAGGAAACACACUGAAAGAAAUGGCAGGAAGCACCUGAAACCUGUUGCUCUGAGCACUAAUGCGAAAGGUGAUUUAUUUAUUUUUUUAUAUUAUCCACCCUUAUUAUACUUUAAAAAACGAAUUUAUUUUUGGAUGUUAGGUAUCUAUCUCUUAAUUUUUUCUCGAUUUUUCGGCGUCUUUUUUUGUUGUGAAUCCGCCGGAUUGCAUUCAUCGGAUACAUUCACCUGCCAUGUGGAAUUUAAAGCAGAUCAGAAAGGAAACCGACGCUUAAAAUGUUACUUUGCCACAAUGUAUCCGCGGGAAAUGAACUUUCGACCUUAACACAGUUUACUCGGUGAAUGAUUGACCGUUUAGUCCACGGAUGCGCGUGCUUUUCCAUGCCCGUGUUUAGGACCAUGGUCUGUAUGAAAUGCACUCACACAGUUGGAAGAAAGUGCGCUCGGGAUCUGGAAUGAAACUUCACUGUGAUUUACAACCUUGCGGACUGUGGACAUGCUGCUGGAGCAAUUAAGGUUUCCUUUUGGGAUUUCGUCUUUCCGAAACGCAGCCAUAAAUUGAAAGAAAAAAGAAAAGAAAAAAAAGGAAGGAAGGGGAAAACCUGAGCUGAGAAAAUACUCAAGAACUGAAAUUCAUAGUUUUCCAGUAUGGGGAAACCGGCAGAUAAGUAUCAUUUCACCAUGGAGACCUCAGGGAUGCACCUGGUCGGAUUUUGGCUUCACGUUCUGCUGCUGUUGCAACUGUCUCAGCUUGGCGAUGCCGCCUCUAAGGAUAUAGUGUGCGAGCCCAUCACUGUACCGAUGUGCAAAGGGAUUGGAUACAAUCACACCUACAUGCCCAACCAGUUCAAUCAUGACACCCAGGAUGAAGUUGGCUUGGAAGUGCACCAGUUUUGGCCACUUGUCCGUAUCCGUUGCUCCCCGGACUUGCUUUUCUUCCUGUGCAGUAUGUACACCCCAAUAUGUCUUCAGGACUACAAAAAGCCUCUGCCACCGUGCAGGUCUGUGUGCGAGAGGGCUAAGAGGGGUUGCUCCCCCCUCAUGAUCCAGUAUGGGUUUGAGUGGCCGGAGCGGAUGAGUUGCGAGCAGCUGCCUAUGCUGGGUGACACCGAUCGGCUUUGUAUGGACAUGAACAGCAGUGAGACCACAACUCUAUCACCUCCUUUCCCCAAACCCACUCCCAAAGGAACACCAAGACAUAGAGCCACUGCAAAAUCUUCUCUGCCGCAGAAGUGUGACCAUGAGUGUCAUUGUCGAAACCCCUUAGUGGCAAUUAAGCAGGAUGCACAUCCUCUUCAUAACCGGGUACAUACCAGCUCUCUACCCAAUUGCGCUAUGCCUUGCCACCAGCCCUACUUUUCACUGGAUGAGCGUGCCUUCACAACCUUCUGGAUUGGCCUUUGGUCGGUGCUGUGCUUUGUCUCAACACUCACCACCGUGGCCACUUUCCUCAUAGACAUGGAGCGUUUCAAAUAUCCAGAGCGGCCGAUUAUCUUCCUGGCUGCUUGUUAUCUGUUUGUGUCGCUGGGGUACAUCGUGCGACUGCUUGCGGGCCAUGAGCGGGUAGCUUGCGAGGGCUCCGGCAACCAACAGCACAUCCUCUAUGACACCACGGGUCCAGCCCUUUGCACCCUAGUUUUCCUGCUCAUAUAUUUUUUUGGAAUGGCCAGCUCCAUCUGGUGGGUGGUGCUUUCCUUCACCUGGUUCCUGGCGGCAGGAAUGAAAUGGGGGAACGAGGCCAUCGCGGGUUACUCGCAGUACUUCCACCUUGCUGCUUGGCUCGUCCCUAGUGUCAAGUCCAUCGCUGUUCUGGCUUUGAGUUCGGUGGAUGGUGACCCCGUGGCUGGGAUCUGUUACGUCGGCAACCAGAGUUUGGAGAGCCUACGUGGCUUUGUAUUGGCACCACUGGUCGUAUACCUCUUCACUGGCUCCCUCUUCCUUCUGGCCGGAUUCGUUUCACUCUUCCGGAUCCGUAGCGUUAUUAAACAGGGCGGCACUAAGACGGACAAGCUGGAGAAGUUAAUGAUCCGGAUUGGGCUCUUCACCGUCCUUUACACCGUGCCCGCAACUAUUGUGGUGGCUUGCCUGGUGUAUGAGCAACAUUACAGGCCAGGUUGGGAGCGGGCACUUGCCUGUUCUUGCCCGUCCGAGCGCCAGCAGCUCGGCGUGGGGCCGGACUACGCUGUCUUCAUGCUGAAAUACUUCAUGUGUCUUGUAGUAGGCAUUACCUCAGGUGUUUGGAUCUGGUCCGGGAAGACUCUGGAGUCCUGGAGACGCUUUGUGGCGCGGUACCUCCCCUGUAGGACACAGAAGCCACCUGUAUCAGGUUCGUCCAUGUACAGCGAGGCCAGCACCGCUCUCACAGCCCGAGCCGGAACGGCACCCACUGGGACCUAUCACAAAUCAGCACCUUCAUCACAUGUCUGAGCAUUGGCCCAGAAAGCCCUUGUCCUUUAUAAACCCUACAGCUGUCAAAUGAGUGACGUAUGAAGUGUGCAGGUCAUGACUCUGAAUGAGCAGGUGUAUAUUCGACCAACAUCACUGGAUAGGAUGGACGGAACAAAUACAUUAUGAAGGAUUUCAACAGACUAUUGGUUGUUUCAUUGUAGUCAAGCUCUUCUCAUUCACUGGUCCAAUUUGCAAAGCAAUGAACAUGCUGAUACUUUGUGAGGAAAAGAUUA